AUGAGAUUCGAUCACCAGACGGGCAGUUCUCGGAUGAGUGUUCGGAGUUUGCGCGACGACACGGACUAUACACGCCGCGUUUUACGGGUGACUAAUCCUUCGCUGUCCAUUCUGCGUCCGAAACAAUAGCUGACAUUUUUUUCUAGCUCGCAAAUCCCGACGAUUCAUAGACGUAUGCUGGAAGUGGUACCUAUCGCAUGUGUCCCGACUUUCUUGUAACAAUAAUAGGGCCGAUCUUUUUUUUUCUUUCGGUUUUUUUUCUUCUCUUUUUCUCUUCUUCUUUCCAUUUCAUACGGUUUGGAGAGUGUGGGAGAGGGGGAGGAAAGGCGGGGGUUCUUUUGUUCUCUUUCCUUCACACUUUUUUUUGUCCUUUGUUGUGCACAGCGAUCAUCAAGUACAGUACAUUACCUACACUACACUACACUACGAAGGGGCUACAUGGUACAAACACACACACACACACACACACACACACACACAAAAACUGCAUCAGCAUACGCAUACACAUUACACAUACGCAUACAUAUACCCAUUACUAGGCUUUUCGGUCAUCUGGGCGGGGUUGAGGGAGGGGUGCGGGAUAGGGGGAUGGGAAAUCCGGGGAUGG
This is a messenger RNA of Tricharina praecox, 607 nucleotides long. RefSeq lists its product as uncharacterized. The record is from RefSeq and is a predicted model, not a curated record. Lineage: Eukaryota; Fungi; Ascomycota; Pezizomycetes; Pezizales; Pyronemataceae. The coding region runs from base 198 to 539 and encodes 113 amino acids. The transcript has a single exon.